AUGGCUUCUUUACCUACGAAAUCACCAAGAUCGUCGCCAAAAAUUCGUUCAUCGUCGGGAGACACCGAUUCAUUAGAACAUAGUGUAGAAGAUAUAACGAUCAUUUGGUUCGAUCAAUAUAUGGACGAAUCAGUCAAUCCGAAAGAUGUUGAAAAGACGAAGAAUUUAUUACGAAAGAUUAACGAUUAUGUUUUGUUCUUUUCCAAGCCAGAGCCAUGUAUUGAUUAUGUGAAAUCAGUUCCGAAAGAGAAAAUCUUUCUUAUCUCAUCGGGAUUUUACGCUGUUGAACAUCUGGAUAAGAUUCAUUCUUUAUCGCAGAUCGAUUCAGUUUUCAUCUUCUGUGUAUUUCGAAGCAAAUACGUACCAUUAAUGGAGAAAUAUUCGAAAAUUAUCGAUGUUUUUACUGAACAUAAAGAUUUAAUGACAUCGUUAACAAAUAAUGUCGAGUUAGUGACGAAACAAGCCGCCGUUUUUGGAUUGUUCGAUGGAAAACAGCGGCCGACACGAUAUUUAACAAGAGAAUCAGCUUCGUUUCUGUGGUUUCAAUUAUCAACUGAUAUUUUAAAAACAAUGACUCUAUCAGAGGUAAAAAACACUGGAAUGGAAGAAAUGCUCACAUAUUGUCAAGUUUAUUAUCGAACCAAUCGUCUUGAAUUAAAUAAUAUUGAGCAAUUUCGAAAGACAUACAAACCUGAAGAUGCAAUCAUUUGGUACAGUAAACAAUCCUUUGUCUAUCGAUCAGUGAAUAAAGCUUUACGUACUGAAGAUAUCGAUGCUUUGUAUACAUUUCGUGUUUAUAUAACACAUUUACGAACUCGAAUCGCUUAUGAACAUAAUCAACUUCGACGACAACAUUUGUAUGUGAAUAAAAAAUCGAAAAUAAUUCAUUUAUACCGUGGAUUAAAGAUGACCAAGGCGGAAAUCGCUCAAAUGUGUGAGAAUGUUGGAUGUUUGAUAUCGAUGAAUGGAUUCUUUUCUACAAGUCGAGAUAUGCAACAAGCUAUUCGAUUUGCGACGAAACCGUCUCAAAGGAAUGAAGUUGUUGGCGUUUUGUUAGAAAUAGAUGGAGAUAUCACUUCAGACAAAAUGAUUUUCGCUGAUAUUUCACAAUUCAGUGCGUUUCCAGAAGAACAAGAAGUUCUUUUUGAUUUAGCAACUAUUUUCAAAAUCGUUCAUACAGAAUUUGAUAAAGGAAGAAAUCUCUGGAUUAUUCAACUGUCAGGUGUGGAGAAAUCAGCAUGGACAGUGAGUGAGUAUAUCAAAAGUAUUGGAAGGGAAAGCGAAGAAACCAAUCCAACAUUACUCUUCGGUCGAUUGAUGUGCGAUAUGGGUGAAUAUGCAAAAUCUGAAAGAUAUCUCAAACGUAUCCUUUCCACACUUCCUAAAAAUCACAAAGACGUUGCAAAUAUAUAUUUUUACCUUGGUCGUGUUUGUUAUCUUCGUGGUCAAUACAAACAAGCUUUGGAAUUUUACGACCAAGCAUUAAUUCUACAAAAACGUGAAAUCGAACCCGAGAAACAAUCGUUGGACAUUGCUCGAACAUUACACAACAUUGGAAAUAUUUACUUAGACCAACGACAAACAACGAAAGCUUUGGAAUUUUACGAACAAGCGUUAGAAAUGAAACGUGCAAAGUUAAGUAAUAAUCUCGAACAUCCAUCAAUAGCAACAAGUUUAACUGCAAUCGGAACCAUUCAUCGAAGACACGGAGAUUUAAACAAAGCGUUAGAAUUAUAUCAACAGUCCUAUGAAAUUAAAAAACUCGCUUUACCAACUGAUCAUCCUUCUAUUGCUGAUUCAUUGAAUAAUCUGGGCAUUGUCUACGAAGAAAUGGAUGAUUAUGCGCAAGCAUUAGAUUGUUACGAAAAAUCUCUACAAAUUAAACAAAAAUCUUUACCAUCGACACAUCCAUCUAUCAGUGCCACACUCAAUAAUAUGGGAAUUAUCUACCGGAAAGAAGGAAAAUAUGAUCAAUCAUUGAAUUGUUACACCCAGACAUUACAAAUUGAACAAUCAACAUUAUCUUCAGAUAAUUUAGAUCUUGCCGAUACUUAUAACAAUCUAUGUGUACUUUAUUAUGACCAAUUUCAAUAUAAAAAAGCAUUAGAAAUGGCUUAUUGUAAAUUAGAUAUUUUAAAAAAGCAUUUCACCGAUGAUGAUGAACAAGUGAUACAAACCAAUGACACGAUCAAAGAGAUUAAACAAGAACUAAAUCUAACAGAAAAAGCAACAGAUGUUUAUUUCUAG
This is a messenger RNA of Adineta ricciae, 2247 nucleotides long. NCBI's taxonomy places the organism in Eukaryota, Metazoa, Rotifera, Eurotatoria, Adinetida, Adinetidae. The record is from the annotation of a GenBank genome assembly.